UGGCCCCGGCUGUGCCGUCCGGCCCUCGGUCCGCGGCUGGGGAAGGACCAUGAGCGCCCUGAGGGACGUGUCUCUGCAGGACCCGCGGCUCCGCUACGAGCUGAUCCAGCGCAUCGGCUCCGGGACCUACGGCGACGUUUACAAGGGGCGUGAUACGGAGACUGGAGAAUUGGCAGCCAUUAAAAUUGUGAAAAUUGACCCAGGAGAUGACAUCGGAUCCAUUCAGCAAGAAAUCACCACGCUCAGGGAUUGUCGCCAUCACAACGUUGUGAUGUAUUUUGGAAGCUACCUCAGGAAUGAUCGGCUGUGGAUCUGCAUGGAAUAUUGUGGAGGGGGGUCCCUGCAGGAGAUCUACCACAGCACUGGGCCCCUCUCUGAAAAACAGAUUGCCUAUGUCUGCAGGGAAACGCUCCAGGGACUUCACCACUUGCAUGCCAAAGGGAAAAUGCACCGAGACAUCAAGGGGGCCAACAUCCUGCUUACGGCCAGCGGCGACGUCAAACUCGCGGAUUUUGGAGUCUCGGCAGAAUUAACAGCUUCAGUGGCAAAGCGGAAAUCUUUCAUUGGAACGCCCUAUUGGAUGGCCCCAGAGGUAGCCGCGGUGGAGAAGAAAGGCGGGUACAACCAGCUGUGUGACAUCUGGGCCCUUGGCAUCACAGCCAUAGAACUGGCCGAGCUGCAGCCGCCACUGUUCGACCUCCACCCCAUGAGGGCUCUGAUGUUGAUGUCCAAAAGCAAUUUUCAGCCCCCCAAGCUAAAAGAAAAGGCGUGUUGGUCUCCCGAUUUUCACCAUUUCCUCAAGCUCUCCUUGACCAAAAAUCCCAGAAAACGGCCAGUAGCAGAAAAACUCUUGCAGCACCCUUUCGUCUGCCAGCCGUUAGCCCGCGUUUUAGUCAUCGAGCUCCUGGAUAAAGCCACAAAUCCUGAACUGGCUGCUUCAGCCACGGAUGAUGCGGAUUUGGAGGCUUACGACAUUUUUCCCGACAAAAUCUGCUCGAGUAAGCCGCGUGGGCCAUCAGAAAGCACACUUUCGGAGAUCCAGCUUAACCAGGUUAAAUUCGGCCCCCCACUAAGGAAAGAAACAGAGCCGUGGGGCAACCCGAAGGAAGAAGAGGAAAACUGGAUGGUGUUAGGAGAUGGAGAGAGCCUGCUUCAGUCGGUUGAAGAGGCGCUGGAAGAAAGGAGUCUAACAAUUCGUCCGGCCCAUCCUACUGCUCAGCCCCAUGAAGAGCAGCGGACCGGUGGACCUGGGGAAGAUGUUUCAAGCACUAUCAAAAGGGGACUGUUUGGGGACUUUCUCAACCUGGAGCUCACCUACAAGGCUCCUUGGGAGCAGGACGUGGAGUGCUCGGAUCUGGAGGGGCCAAGGGGCCGUACCGUCCCAGGCAGCACGGCCUUCGGUGGGACGCCAAACCCUUCUGGGAUGGAUUCUACUAAACCUGCAGACUCGCUGCUCUCCACUGAGUGGGCCACCAUGAAGAAGAAGGAGGAAGCCACCAGGUUGCUGUGCCACGGGUUGCCCCCGACUCCCAAAGUUCAUAUGGGUGCCUGUUUUUCCAAAGUUUUCAACGGCUGCCCACUGAAGAUCAACUCAGCCACGACGUGGAUCCACCCAGAAACACGAGAUCUGUAUCUGGUCGUGGGAGCGGAGGAAGGCAUUUACACCCUGAAUCUUCAUGAGCUGCAUGAAGACACGAUGGAGAAGCUCCUUCCCCACAGAUGCUCUUGGCUGUACUGUAUUAACAACAUGCUCCUGACUUUGGCAGGAAAGUCCCCCCAGAUCUCCUCGCACAACCUCUUGGGUCUUUUCGAGCAACGUCGGCAGCUGCAAAAGCGGCCGGUUCCUCUUUCCAUUGCCACCAACCGACUGACGGAGCGGAUCAUCCCCAGGAAGUUUGCACUGUCAGCCAAGAUAGCAGACACCAAAGGAUGCCUUAAGUGUCAAGUGGUCCGAAAUCCUUACUCAGGAAAUACCUUUCUUUGUGCUGCGCUGCCUUCCAGCCUGGCCCUCCUACAGUGGUACGAACCUUUGCAGAAAUUUAUGCUACUGAAGCACGUCCCCGUGCUGCUACCCAACCCCCUCUCCCUCUUUGAGCUGCUGGUAGUCGAGACAGAGGAAUACCCACAAGUGUGCUUCAGCGUCACUGGCAGCGAUCAGCCAGGGGCAGAGCUGCAUUUCAGCAUCCUCUCGCUCAGCACCGGCCACAGCACCUCAAGCCCUUCCAGACGUCCCCUUGUCCUGGCCAGCCACGUCACGCAGAUGGACCGAGACACUGUCCUCGUUUGUUUUGAGCGCUGUGUCCGGGUCGUGAAUCUCCGUGGGACGCCACAGGGAGCAUUUGCCCCCGAACUUGUGUUCAAUUUCCCCAUCGAAACCAUUGUGUGCCUUCAAGACAGCGUCUUGGCUUUCUGGAAACAUGGCAUGCAAGGCCGAAGCCUGGAAUCCAGUGAGGUGACACAGGAGGUCACAGAUGAAUCCAGGGUGUUCCGGGUCUUGGGUGCUCACAGGGACAUCAUCCUCGAGAGCACCCCGACAGACAAUCCUGCGGCACAGAGCAGCCUCUACAUCUUGACAGGUCACGAAAGCAGUUACUAAGUUCCUCCUCGCUGGCUGCCCAGAGGCCCUGCGCGUGCGGCGGAUGCUCCCUGGAGCCGGUUGCUGACGGCGGCAAACUCGCUGAAGUGGGAGACCUUCUGCCUGGGCGUUGGCGGGGGACGGCUUGCGGGCCUCCUGUUCUGCCGCCUCCGGUGCUGGAUUUACUGCUGGUUGGGCUCCAGAUACUGUCUUGGCGCCUCAUUCCAGUCUUCCUGAGAUGUGGCUGGGGCCAGUGGGGAAGAAAUCCUCCCCUGCCCCCGUAUUCGGGGCCAGCGUCUCCUGAGAUACUUUCGCAAUAAUUCGACUGCUUGUCAGUUGGAAGAACUGGCAUCGUAUCCUGGCUGACACCUCGUGCCUGCUUGAAUGUUUCCCCCAUUCUCUCUCCUCCUCCUCUUCCUCUUCUUUUAAAAUCUUUAGAAGUUGUCCAUGGGGACGGCACGUGGGUGGGCGCGGCGUCUUGGCACAGCUGCCAGAGUGAAGACAAUCGUUUGCCACGGGUCAAGAAGGACACACCCCGUCCUGAGCACUUCAGCUUUAACUUUUUCAGGGCACUUUGGAGUUCUGGCCUGUCUCACUGGAAUGGGGGACAAGGGACGGUGUUUUGUGGCCAGUUGACUGGAGAAAUUAGGGUCAUGCCCAGGAUGGGCAAAACUGGGUGACUGUUGCUGGAAUGGAUGCGGUUGUUUGGCUGUGUGUGUGUGUGUGUGUGUGUGUGUGUGUGUGCUGGCAAGAAUAGUUGUGAUUCUCUGAUUUGUUUUUUUUUUUAUGGCUAUGUGGUCAGAAAGCAGAUGCUUUGGGAUGGAGAGAUAGUGGGUGUGCAGUCCGAUACCUAAAGCCAUCACCCUACAGAUCUGGAAACCAGUUCUAUGGAUGCCAACUCCCAGAAUUCCCCUGGGAGGAUGGGCAUUGCUGUGGCCAUUGCUGAGAAGAAUUGGUCCGCAUAUCUGGAGUUGUGGAAGGCUGCUCUGGAAGGAACCAGAUGUGGGAGUGUGCACCAUUUCCAGAGGUGUGGACUUCAAUUCCCAGAAUUCCCUAGCCAUAAUGCCUAUUGCUGAGAAUUCUGGGAGCUGAAGGUCACCCUCCAGGUGUAUGGAUUUCAGCCCCCAGGAUUCCCCAGCCAUCAUGGCCAUUAUCCAGAAUUCUGGAAGAUGAACUCCAGACAUCUGGACCAUUUGAUGUGCUGGGCUACCUUUCCUCACAUCCUUGGUUGGCAUGUGCCUUUUAAUCCCACUCAUCUGGAGAAUAUCAGAUGGGGAAAGAUGGUCUGAUGGUCUAAGUAAGGAAUUAAUGCACAGUUGGAAACACGGCCUUCUGGGUACUGCAAAACUAAAACUCCCAGCAUCCUGCCCUAUUGUUCCCGUUGGCUGGGUUGCUGGGCGGUUUAGCCUGGCUGGUGGUCGAUAGAUUUCCCAUUCCUGUGCUAACAGACCUUAAGUGGAGUUACCAUCAACAAAACUGCAGUUCCCAGAGCUUUUGAGAACUGCAUGCCACCAUUAACCCAGUUUUGAAACGGUUUACAUUUGGGGCCCAAGCACUAAAUGUACGUGGCUGUUUAGUGAUGCUUUUAGUGAUGCUUGGUUUGUAAAGGGGCAAAAAACCAACUUAUUCGAUGCAGGGCCACACUGAGUGCGUUUACCCCAGCCUCUUAAACAUAGCAGCAGUGGGAAGGAUCCCUCAUGACUGAGAACGUGGCACGCAGGAAAAAAGUUUUUCUGGAAAACCUUUUCACUGUGCGCCAAGUACAUGAAAGCAUUUGCCCUCCGGUUUCUGAAACCAUCAGCUCCAGGGGAACAACACAGCCACCGGCUUCUCAGUGGGGCAAAUGGCUCUUGGGAUAAAUUGGGGGGAGGGAGAAGCACUUCCCCCCCAUUAGGAUAGUGGUGACGCCUCCCCCAGAUAUCCUCCUCCAGCCAUUAGUUUCAAAAGCAAAAAUGAGCAAUCUGGUUUGGUUUCCCCACGAAUCAUCCGGAUGUGCUGAUGGGAUGCAGGUUGCAAAGAAUUAGAUGAAUGGCUGUUGCUGGAACAACCAAGAGUUGUGGUUGUGAAGCUAGAUCAGGGACACUGGAAGGCCCAGAGGAUCAGUCAUGCAAUUUGGGGAUGAUAGGUUCUAAGAAUCGAUUCCCCCAGCCUGUGGCCAAUAGAUUCAGAAAGGGGGGCUUCCUGUGCAGGCAAACUUAGGCAGCAAACUUAGAGGCCGAACAUGCCACUUCAGAGGGUUGACAUUUCCACUACAAAAUGUCUAAACUGAGGUCACUGGGAAGUGGGGGCUAUUCUUUGCAGGCUCAGAAGCCCAGAACAAGCUCUCUGGGGGUCAGAAUCUCAACUUGGCUUGUUGGGCAGUAACCACAAUCCUGCUUAAUUCCUAUGCCACGGUUUUUCCUUCCCAGAAUGCUGCUCUUUCUUUUCCCCGUGUGGUUUUUAACUGCUCAAGCUGGAAUGUUACUGUCCUGAGAAAAUCCAAACUUGAAAAAAGAAAAGAAAAUGGCUAUUAAACAUAGAGAAAGAUAUUAAAUUGUGAUAUUUUACUCCCC
Molecule: messenger RNA, 5127 nt
Organism: Candoia aspera
Lineage: Eukaryota; Metazoa; Chordata; Lepidosauria; Squamata; Candoiidae
Gene: MAP4K2
Product: mitogen-activated protein kinase kinase kinase kinase 2
Exons: 32
Coding region: 50-2596 (848 amino acids)
Biological process (GO): protein phosphorylation; intracellular signal transduction
Cellular component (GO): cytoplasm
Molecular function (GO): MAP kinase kinase kinase kinase activity; ATP binding
Source: RefSeq, a predicted model, not a curated record